AUGACACCUGCACCAUGCCGUGGCCUCACCCUUCUACACGAUCCUUUCGCACCAGCUUACUAUGUCUUCAACGCAUCCACAAGGGCAGUUACCUGGUUGCCUCCGUGCCAGAAUGCGGAUUUUGUGACUGCUGGACUUGGGUUUGAUGCCCGGACAAAGAAGUACAAGGUGGUGAGGUUAUUCUUCGGGGAUUAUUGUGAUGAGCAGUAUAUCAUGUGCGAGAUAUACACGCUGGGGGGUGAUCAUGGGGAUGUUUGGAGGCUGCCUGCUGCAGGUGUACCCUUCAGAUUCUGCAGGGCUGCUGCGGCAGCCAUCGACCAUGUUAGAUGGGACAAACUGCUGCCAGUAUUUGCGAAUGGGUGUCUGCAUUGGCUUCUCUGUCCCUCAUUCGUCAUUAAACGGCCACGAGCUGCCAUCCUAUCCUUUUCUGUCACAGAUGAGACCUUUGCAUGGGUCUGGUCGCCACCGUUUGAGGCAUCAGGCGUGCACUUGGUGGAGCUUGCUGGCCACCUGUGCAUGGUCCGGGACCUUCGUCAUGUCGGCAUGCUAGAGAUUUGGAAGCUGAAUGACUGUAGCUCUGAUGGUUGGUCACUGGAACAUCGCAUUGAUCUGUUGCAGCAUGUUGGCAGAGAUGAUUUAAUUGAACCUGAGAUUGUUAGAGUUAUUGGUUCUGUUGGCAGUUGUGGGUCCAAGAAGAGGAUAGUCAUUGCUACAUCCAAACGCAAGGUGGUUGUCUAUGAUCCCGUGUUUCAGACCCUAGAAGAAACUGUUAUUGCAAUCAGAGAGACCCAUUCGUCUUACCAAGCCGAAAAUCUUGCUCUUAGCUGCGUCUCCCUGUUUCAAGAGAGCCUGGUUCCAGUGCGUCAGGCAAAUGAAGAGAGGGCGCUGUCAGCUCCCCUGGCUAAAGCGACUAGGGAGAUCUUGCUCCGACUCCCAGGUGAUUGUACCAUGCGAUUCAAACUUGUCUGCAAGCAGUGGCUUAGCUUGAUUGAGGGUAACAGCUUAAUGCGCUCUUAUCACUCGCAUAACAACAUGGACAAGAGGCCCAAGAUCAUGCUUGUGGGCAAGGGCAUCACUAGGGAUCGCAUCACUAGAGGAUCUGGCUUCAGUUUUACUCCCUGCUCAAAGUUGCUCCAACAUGCUCGUAGACAUGAUAUAUGGCUUGACACAAAGGUGGUUUGCUCCAAGCCUUGCCAUGGCAUGAACCUGCUAAGCACUGAGCUGAAGGAUUAUCUCUACAACCCCUGUACAGUUUUCUGUCGUGUGUAUCACACUCGAGGGAUGGCAUCCGUCCACGUACCCUGGAACAUUCCUCGCUAUGGUUGUAUACCAGAAUGCCUGCAUGCUUUUGCAGUCGGCCGCAAGAAUGUUGGCCUGGGGCUCAAUCUGUCGACGCAGGAUCACGUGAUUGUUGAAAUGUUUUACCACGUGAAGGACUUCGAAUCCCGUCGAUAUUUCUUGACAUGCAUAGCGUCCGAGUGUAGAAGGGGCUCUGUGAGAGACUGCUUCCCGCCACCUCUGCCUGUGAGUGACAUGCCGCCGGCGUAUCUUGCAGGAGUGCUCUACUGGAUGACUGAUCCAAGGUUGGGCGAAAGUGACGCGAGGGCCGUUGUGUCGUUUGACAUAACAAGAAGUGAAUUUGGUGUCAUCCCCUGUCCGCCAUGUAUUGCUAGGUGGAACUACGGAAGUGCUUCCAGUGCUUUUGUGGUUGAGCUUGAGGGGACAUUAUGUGCUGUUCUUGCAGACCCUGAUGGAGAAGAGCUAAGUAUUUGGAAGCGAGAGAAUGGUCAGUGGCUUAGCGCAUACACGGUGUAUUUGGAAGGUUGGCCAGGCUAUUCCCUUGGAGCAAAUGUUGUGGUGCCAUGGGCUAUCGAUCCCAAGGACGGGAAGAUCUUGCUAAAGACGGGGAGGAAAUUGGGAUUCUAUGAUCCAGCAAGGCGUUUUAUUGAGAAUCUGUAUGAUCUUGAAGAGGUGCUGCAUGUCAGGAGUACAGAGCAAUACUAUCAUAUUGGAGUCCCUGAAAAUCUUCACAUUGCCAAAUGCAAACAUGAUGUUGAGAAGUUCUGUUCACAGAAAUCACUUUUGGUGCAGUGCGAGGUUGAUAGUUGGAACAAGAAAUGUCUGAAGAGAUGGACCUUGCCAGAAAAACAGGAACAAGACCAAGCAAUAUUUCAGGUACAGUUGGUAUCUGCAUUCUUCAAUAUGCCAGAAAAGGAGUCUGGUUAA
Molecule: messenger RNA, 2226 nt
Organism: Miscanthus lutarioriparius
Lineage: Eukaryota; Viridiplantae; Streptophyta; Magnoliopsida; Poales; Poaceae
Source: the annotation of a GenBank genome assembly